AUGGAGCAGUUGACACCACUUCACAAACAUAAUAAACAAAUAAUUCUGCGAAUAUAUGCUUUUGCAUCUUGUUAUCGUGAAGUUCACCUUAAACCUUAUAAAGACUCCAAGGUUGGCCUGAGAGAUAUGAUGGAUGAUACGCACAUAUUGCCUACCAACUUUGAGAAUAGUCAAAAUAGUAACUUUGCUGAUGGUGACUGGAGGCGAUCUAACAAUCGAUGGUUAGAUAAUCAACGUCAGCAUCAAGAGGAACCGUUCGCAAGUGUCGCUAUUAAUCAGUUGCUCGAUGUUGGUGGGGCAGAGAAAGUAGUAUCGAAUGAACCUCAUGACCAAAUGUCAUUUGCAUCUCAGCAUGUUAGAAUUGAACCGUGGAAUCAAAAGAAGCAGCCAAUAAAACCUCUCACUCAUUAUCCGAACUCUAUGAAAAGUGAAGAUGACGUAUCACCAAAGUUGACAGUCGAGCAAAAUGGAAAACGAGGAAGGGGAAAUAAGCAAAUAAAGAUUGAAAUGCAAAAUUCGGAUGAGCCUACGGAUACUGACUGGAAACAGACCAAAAAUAUCAAGCAAGAGAAUGAUAAUUAUUCACCAGAAGCUAGUGGGAUGCAGGUAAAACCAGAGCUUCCCAUUCAUCUAGUUGGGAGCGUUUCAGCACAUGACUACUACAGUGAAGGGGCAUUCGCUGCCAAUGCUGCUGAUAUCAAAAGUGGGGAAGAGGAAAGUGAAGCAGCAAACGAGAUGAAAGAUGCGCUACUGUUCCAGGUUGACGAUCCACCACCAGAAGGGUCCAUUCCAAGUGCAGCUUUCACAAAAUAA
This is a messenger RNA of Thelazia callipaeda (thelaziosis nematode), 813 nucleotides long. Lineage: Eukaryota; Metazoa; Nematoda; Chromadorea; Rhabditida; Thelaziidae. The record is from the annotation of a GenBank genome assembly.